Messenger RNA from Ceraceosorus bombacis, 3995 nucleotides. Lineage: Eukaryota; Fungi; Basidiomycota; Exobasidiomycetes; Ceraceosorales; Ceraceosoraceae. The record is from the annotation of a GenBank genome assembly.
AUGGAUCUGAUCUCGCGCUUGCGACGAAGCUCAUCGCGCCAGAAUGUCGCCUCAAGCUCAGCAGACCCUUUGCAGCCUCUCAAAUCCAACUGGGAAUCCUUACGAAGCACUCUGCAACAGCCUGAUCAAGCCGUCCUUCAUCAUGGCGUCUCGAGGUCGGAUAUACCAAAGAGGAUGCGUAGACUGGCCGAUGAUCUGGUCACUCAGGGCGAUACGGGAGAAGGGGAGAGUGCAGAAGGUUUAGCCUGGGCGCUCGAUGAAGAUGGUGAGUGUGGGGCGUUGCUCGUUCGAUCCAAGCUGGAUCAGCUGUCGAUCCGUGCGUGAGAUUGUGUGUGGCUCAUCCAUCUUGUGACAUCUCGACCCUUCAAACAGUCUUUGCGACGCUGCUCAGACUUACAUCUUCCGACAAGCCUCCUGGUGUCCUGGUUCACGUAAUUGAGCUCUUUUCUCGGCUCACUGUGGAGCUUCCGGCACCUUUCUUGGCUUCGCCUGGUGUUCAUGGACCUUUAGCUCGACUACUGCGUGUAUGCACCGGCGAUGCCGAACGAAAAGCCGCGCUCGGUGGCUCGGACAGCGAUGAGACCUUCUCUGUGGACAGUCUGGAAGAAGAGGAGAACGAGGAUGCAGAUGUGUCAGUAGCGGUCAGACCAGGAAGCGCCGAAGAACAUGCUUUGGUAGAGCUGCUAUGCCGCAUUGCUAGCAGACUGCGGAACACGCCGGAGCUUUUGCCUGUCUUCUUCAGAGAGGCUCACACAAAGAUACAUGCCAGCAGCAGCGAUGCAUCUGAAGUUCAAGCUGAUGAUGCUGGCGCGCGACCCGCUAGCCCAGCCGGCAGCUCCGCCUCAACCGCUACUGUUCGAGCUGGGCCCACAGAGCCUCUGUCUGACGCGGCAGAUUCAAGCGCAGAACGUACAAAUCCAACGACUGAAGAAGGACGUAGAUCGAGCACUCCCCCAAAAGCAAAGGCUGUGUACGACUUUGCCUUGCUCACGCACCUCCUUCGCUUCGCACAUCGAGAGUCCAAGACCGGAGAGCUCGCACGCUCCGGAUUGUAUUUCUUGUUUACGCGAGCAUUUGCUCCAACCCACAAUCUUCGAAGAGGCAGGAGAGGAACAACCACGUCAGCGACCGGGAGGGAUCCUCGUCACGAAGGCGAAGAUACGAUCCUCCUCGAGGCUGAAAGGACUACAAGUAGAGCGCUGGCCAAUCAUCUCGUCGAAAGUGACUUUGCUGACGUGCUAGGCGCCGGCUUGGGCGCGGUGUACGGGCUGCUACCACCUAGAAUCCUCAUCAAACGUCAACGAGCCGCGGGUCAGCCAGGCAAGGGCCCUAGUAUGCUCGGCGGCGGAAUGAGCCUAGGAGAUGGCGUUCUACACGAUGAGACUACCUUGGGGGAGGAAGACGAUCUGGGUCUCGUCGACUCGUCAGCUCCAGAAGUUCAGACGCAACUGCGUGUACUGGUAGACUUGACUGAGUUCAUUCAACUUGUCAUGCGUACUGCUCAGACAGCAGCUUCCUCAUCCAUCUCUGAUCCGGAAUUGGCGAGCGCUGCAGCUGCCUUGACGUCCAGACUAGCAGAGUCUAUUCGGAAAAGCUUUCUCAGAAACAUCCUAAAUCCUAGCUUGUUGGAAUGCUCGGACGCGGACAACAGCUCCGUUGCGGUCAUGUGCUAUCUCGACGUGCUGCUGCAAGCCAUAGAUGAUGAAAGUCCGCUCGCGGAUGUCGUCGUGGGAUGGCUUGUUGGCGAUGAGCUGGACACAGACGAUACCAACCAGCAGGCAGGGGUGUCGACGUCUCGACGCGGCUCCCAACAAGAGACAAUCUCGCUCUCACCAGACACGGCCAAGAAACGCAAGCAUGCCCGAAGGAGAAGUGUAGCGCUGCAUGAGAUUCAACAACAGCAUGGCGCGCGAGAGGCGAAGCACUUUACAGGAGAAGGACGAUACGAUCUGAGAGAUUUGAUACUGGAUCAUAUAGGCCAAGGCAAAGGGGCGGCAACAACGACUGCGGCGCUUAGACUCGCUUCUACUCUUCUCGGCAAACAUGGUCGCUUCGCCAUCGAAGGAUUCCUGACUGCCCGGCCCGACGAACAAGCCACAGCUUUUCCGUUCCCGUUCAUCCCGAAUGAGCCCGACGCUCCCGAGUCUGGCACUCCGGACGAAGAUGGCGAUGAGCAAUUCGUCUACCCAGGAGCGCUCCCCACCGAUGAGAACGCGGGUGUUCGCGGACAAAUUUCAGUACCAGGCCUGACCCUUGCGCAGCACGUCCAAGAGAUCGACAUUCUGUUUUCCCUCGUCUCCUCUAUAGAGCAGGGGAAUUCCAAGGCACCGAAGAGUGGCGAUAGUCUAUGGAAUGCGGGCUAUGAGCACUACCUGCGCGAUGCCGAAGACGCUCUGUUUCGGCAAAGCACGUAUCAAGAUGGAAUGCGGCUGUUAGAAAGCGGAUCCGAGGAUCCGGUAGUCACUCCGCCGUCUCAACGGCUUCGGCGGAGCAGCAGCCAGCGAUCCCUCGGACGUUCUCCUUCGAGUCGCCGUCUGCAUAUUGCCGGCCUUGCGAGCGGAGGCACGAGCACCUGUGCGCCCUUUCCCCACAAGCUCGAAGCUCGCGAUAGAGUCCUGACCUCUCUGUUGCGCUCUCUGCAGAGGUUCUUCGCACACUCGCCAGAGGAGAACGUUGCAUUGACAGGCGUGCUUUCCGCACUUGCCCUCUGCCCAUACCGAAGUCUCGAAGGCUGGCUUGUCUUUGAUCGCGCAGCGGCGGUCAGUGGCGGGCAUGCGGUUCCCAAGACCAGAGGCUCUGCCGAUUCCACUGCCCUUGAAGUAGAUGGAGAUGACUCCUCGGACGAGGAAGAAGAAGACGAAACCGCCGGCGUCGCUUCCUUCUGGGGCCUCGAGCCAGACUGGAAGCAAAAGCGCAAUGGACUCAGCUCAAGUGCUGGUGCGCCAGCUAGAGUGACCGUACCCAUCGUCGUAGGCAUUCUUCGAUCCCUCGCAUCUCAAAUUUGGCGCUAUCGUGCCGAGGUGCCAGGCUUUGAUCGGCUUCUGGACGAACGUCGAAGGGGACUGACAUUUGUAGAGAACCUGAACGACGCACUAGGACUGGAGAGCAUCGCGAGCGAACUUGUCGAUGAAAAAUUCUCACCUGCACCACCUACCCUCAGUGCUCCCGGAACGAUUGAAUCGAAACGACUGCAGGCUCUUUGGGAUCAUCUAGGCGUCCAGCUCGAAAUCGAAGAGCAGCAAGAGUCUGUGGCCUUGCCACUUCCUCCAAGCGCUACUGCGUCUGAUGGGUUUCCAGAGGAAGUCGCUGGCCCCCUGGCUCACCGUAGCGGGAAGCCAAAAGAAGCAGAGCCAAGCGUCCAGUCUGAUGGUGACGUUGGAGCAGCAGAGGGUGCAAAGAAGGAAAGCAGCUUCGCUCGUUGGUUUGGACGUAGAGCGUCGAAAGCCAGCAGCGCUACGACAAAGAGUGUGGUGGACAUUCCUACCCAAAAUGUGGUGGCCGCGCCUCCCGUGCAGCCCUUCGCACAACACUACGCACACACGACUGCGGUGCGUGUAUCGGCGAGGCUGUCGCGCAUCCCAGCUGCGGGGGAGUGGUCCGAUUCAGUUCGAGCUGCAGAAGAGGCAGAGCGACAGAGACAGCAAAUGAUAGACUUGCUCAAUGCGCCUGCCAAGCCCACCAAGCGCACUCGAUUCGCGCGCAUACCUAGUCAUGUGGAUGGAGACAGCGAUGCUGAACCCUCCAAUGAUUCCUUGCGGUCGCCCAAGUCCCCUUCAAGUGAAACGGAUGGAUAUUAUCUGCCCGGCGCUGACGACGACGAUGAUCCCAACGCCAUAAAGGCGACGUCACUCAACGUUACGACUAAGCUCGACGGACCUACACUUUCCGAUGUGCUGGACAAUGUUGUAAUCUUGGAAGAGUCGAUCAAGGAGCUCGUGGCGAUCAUACAAGUACGCCGAGGCCUUGGCAUUGAUUCUCUCAACUUUGUUCCAUGA